Messenger RNA from Penicillium psychrosexuale, 1191 nucleotides. RefSeq lists its product as uncharacterized. Lineage: Eukaryota; Fungi; Ascomycota; Eurotiomycetes; Eurotiales; Aspergillaceae. The record is from RefSeq and is a predicted model, not a curated record. Bases 1 to 1191 code for a protein of 396 amino acids. Gene Ontology annotation, molecular function: protein binding. The transcript has a single exon.
AUGCGUGGUCGAGACCCCAAGGUCGAUAUCUCGAGUUUUGGCCCGUGCCCUUCACGAUUGCAGAUUCUAGAAGUUGCAGCGAGCAAAGGGAUCACCGAGCAGACGCAGCCAUUGACCCAAGCUGAACUGUAUGAGCGACGCACCAGCUUCCCACGAUUUUGGACUAAGCCAAAUGUCCCAGGUCAGCGGCUAAGGAUGAACAAAGGCAUCACAGCUUUAGAAGUAGCUGCUAGCCUGGGCUUUGAGGAUCUCUUCGCGCUGGUUCGCGAAGCGGGGGCAGAUGAGUCUGCCUGGAUCAGCGUUUCCGGCCAAGCCAAUUUCGAUGAUACUAAGCCAUCGUCACUAAGCGUCACAUCUCCUGUCCAUGAAGCCAUUGAAAAUGGCCAACACGCUAUGCUUGAACGGCUACUCAAUACGUAUCACUAUUCUCCCAAUUAUCGGGCAAUGGUAGCUCCCACAGUUGCUUUGCCGCCGCUUUCUUUUGCAUUGGGUCGAUGCGAUCCAAAUGAUCCCAACAUCAGGGCCUGUAUCAAACAUCUUCUUAGGCAUCCGGAUAUCGAUUUAAACCUCCGCACCCCUAUCUUCGAAAUUCAUCCACUUCAUUUGACAGUUGCUCGCCAUGACCCUGAACUGCUAUCUUUCCUUCCUAUGCCGCUUUCCAGCGCAGGCACGACGGCUUUGGGUCAUACAUUGCUUCACAUCUCCUCACUCCCACUCACCUCAAUGUCUAUGAACCGAGAAAUCCCUGGUGCUGUGCGAAGUGUUCACUGCACCCGUACCCUAGACUCUAAGUGGCUUCUGCAUUCACAACCCAGUCCGCUGCACUUGGAAACAACAGAGCAAGUGCCACACCGUUCUAUCAACCCACCGACACCGAUGACACCUGCUGAGCAGGAUGCACAACUCAGCACUCUUCGCGUGCUUGCUGAUGCGGAGAUCGAUGUACGCGCCCAGGAUGUGGAUGGAAACACUGCACUGCACUAUCUUGCUACUGCCUUGGAUGGCGAUUAUAGAGCCAUGCAACUGCUACGAGAGAUGGAGGGGGGCGAAGAGAUUUACAAUAACUGUAAGAAUCGGGAGGACCUGACGCCCCGUGGGAAGCUUGCAACGAAGCGUGAUACGGGCAGUUCAUGCUCGGGUUCUCGUUACAGAGUAAGCCAUGGCCAAGGAUUAGGUCGUACUCCGAAUUAA